AUGACGGGGCGCGACGGGUCCGCGGGGGCGGACGGCGCGUCCACGUCAAACGACGGGGCGUCCGCGUCUUCUUCGCCGCCGCGUAAGCACCCGUGGCGGUGGCACCCCUCCCGCGCGCGUCACCACGAGUCCGACUCUCACCCGACCUGGCUCCGGCGGAGGAGGCACAUGUUCAUCGUGAGCGACGCGGGGAAGCCCCUGUGGUCGCGGUACGGCGGCGAGGACUCGCUCGCGGGGUUCACCGCCGCGCUCUCCGCGAUCGUCGCCUUCGUCGGCGACGACGGCGACGCGCUUCGAUCCGUCGGUUGGCUGGGAUCCACCGCAGACGCGAGCGGCGCACGCCCCCGCCGGCCGCACGAGUUGACGGUGCUGCGACGCGGUCCCAUCGUGCUCGCGGCGAUGACGUCCACGGGAGAGUCCCCGGCCGCGCUGCGCAGGCAGCUUCACCUGCUCCACGCGCAGCUCAUCGCCCUCCUCACGCGCGCGGUGGAGCGCGCGCUGACGCGAUCGUCCAAGUUCGACGCCCGGGGCCGGCUCCUGGGCGGCGGCACCGACGCGCUGCUCGGGACGCUGGCGCAUCGCAUGACGUGGGAUCCGGGGUGCUGGAUGCGCGCGUGGGCGCCGCUGCCGUUACCGCCGCAGUGGAGGGAGAAGUGCGUGAGAGCGCUGAGGGACGGGUUGGUGCGGGUGAUGGGCGGCGCUGGGGCCGGCGCGUUGGUGGGGGUGUUACUCACCGAUCGGCACGUCGCCGCAAUCGCCAACGCGGAUCCCCGAGCGGGAAGAUCGGCGACUGUAACGGCGUCCUCGACUCCAUCGUCGUACUCCUCCCCCGCCGGCGGCGACCGGCGCGCGAUCGGCACCGCCGGGGGUGGUGGUGCCCGGGCGUCACGGGGACGUGCCAGUUACUACGCGGGGAUGGACCCGGACGACGUCAUCACCCUGUGCAACACGGUUCGAUCCGGCGCGAGUUUCCGAUCCAACGAAGAGAGCUUCGCGCCCGUGUGCCUGCCAAACUACGACGCCGACGGGUUCGCGUUCGCGUACGUCGCGUACCUGCGCACGAGCGACGGCGAAGUGGGUGGGUCCUCACCCGAGGACGAACCCGGAGGUCGCGGGAUCGAUUCCCGUGACGAGUCUUCGAACGAGGAGGGCGGGGUGUGCCUGGUUCUGGUGUCCACGUCUCGCGACUCGUUCCCGGCGGCGGCGGAGGCGCGAGCGCGGGUCGAGGAGACGCUGCGGCGGGAAGGGCUCCUGGACCGCAUAGCCGCCCGCGUCCGGUCCCGGUCACCGUCGUUCGACGUCGGCGAUUCGAUACCGGGUUCGAUCGCGAUACCUCGCGACGUCCCGGCCGCCGCCGGGGGCGGCGGCGUCGCGGGCACCCCGCUCCUUCACUUCGUCUACCUCCGCCCGCCCCUCGGCCAGUACGUCGCGCCGGACUGGUCCCCGCCCCUGCACGGCCGCCGCGAGCAGAAGCGGCUGCUUCGGACGUACCAGCGGGUGUUUCACUCGAUGAAUCGGUGGUGGCCGAGCCGACGGGAAUGGGACGACGACCCGUUUGUUUCCAAGAAUACGUCGGGUGAGUCCCGGGGCAAGUCGGGGGACGCCGCCGAGGCGGGCUCGCCGCUCGCCGCGUUCUUCGGCGGGCUCAGAAUCUCCUCGGGCGGGGGCGGGGGCGGGGGGGCUGGGGGGGAGGACGGCGGGUCCGUCGCUGGCGCCGACGACGACGUCCGCGAUCGAAGGGUGCACUACGAGGUUUGCGACGACCACGUGCUGCUGGGAUGUGUCGGGAGCGACUUUGAGCUCUACGUCGCGCUUGAUCCCCUGACGCGGAGGAGCGCCGCCGUGGCGGUGUGCAACAGGCUGUGCGCGUGGCUCCGCGCCGAGGAGGCCGGACUCUUCGCCGUGUGCUAA
Micromonas commoda is the source of this 1911-nucleotide messenger RNA. RefSeq lists its product with no specific name. The record is from RefSeq and is a predicted model, not a curated record. Gene Ontology annotation, biological process: protein targeting to vacuole; vesicle-mediated transport. The transcript has a single exon. Bases 1 to 1911 code for a protein of 636 amino acids. NCBI's taxonomy places the organism in Eukaryota, Viridiplantae, Chlorophyta, Mamiellophyceae, Mamiellales, Mamiellaceae.